GAUCGCCCCUCCCGGGGCUCCUUGCGUGGCUAGCUGUGUCCGUCUCUCCUUCGUCCUCAGCUGGAACGGACAGAAAUUUCUACGACAAGUUUUUUGUUUCUGGUCUCAGUUCCUCUCCUGUGAGCUGCGGGGAAGGGCGGAGAUGAAGGACUCAUGAGAUGUAAUCUAUCUGGCUGGCGCGGACAAGGGUGUAAAACCCCAACAAACCUGUAAUCCCCCUUUCUGGGCGGAGUGCGACGACACGUAUAGAAACCCCCCCGAUCUCAGUGCCAGGGAGCCAGGCAGGGGCUGGGGAUGCUCGUGCUGGGAGCAAUGGAGAGGGCGGCAAUGGAAAGAACUCCGCUGUUGUCAGCAGCUGCUCUCAGAGCUCCGGGGCGCGGAUCUGUUUCCGGUGCUGGUCGCGCUGCUGCCCGGGACUCGGCUCUCGGACCCACCCACCGAGGCUGUGUGUCAGAUCUUUAAACCGUUAUCUGCUAACAGCUUGAAACGUGUACGUGGUGGGCGUGAGAUUCAUACGUUCAGAUGCGCACACACUUCAGAGCUUGCAUGCAUGCCUGUUUGUCUAUUGUGUGUAUCUUGUUGACUACUACGUGUCCAUACUUCAACGGGCCGCUUUGCAUAUACAGUGGAGUCGCAUCAUACGUGCAUUUAACUGACGCGAAUUUAACUCUACGCGCUCGGCAAAAAAAAAAAAGGAAAAAAAAGAAAAAAUAAUGAUUCUGCCCACCAUUCCACUCAAUGAGCAUAUUCCCCGGAGUGAGCGUGAGAUGGGAGACGUGAAUCUGCUGUUCCCUCGGUCGGUCUCAGUUCCCGCGUGCCUCUCAUAGUGUGAGCAUCUCGCCGCGCUGCAUAUCAGUGGUGGAUGUAGCUGUAGGUCUGACUCAUCUGUUUAGCACUUUGGGCUGAGGGGAUGGGAUUUGAUUAUCACAGCAGCCACUGACCAUUUUAAAAACAAGACUGGAUGUUUUUCUAGGAAUUAUUUGUGGACGUUCUAUGGCCUGUGUUGUACAGAUCACAAUGGUGCCCUCUGGUCUCAGAGUCUAUGAAUCUUUGACAGCAUGGAUUCCCGCUCGUCCAGAGAAACUGCCGAAGAAGAUGGAGGCAGAGCUGAGAAUCUGCUGCUGAUCGGAACCGACUUUGCUUUGAGGCCGUGUGGACCCACACUUGAACCGCUUCAGUUGAACUGCUGCAAGCGUGUGUGUGGACACUCUUAUUUCAGUUUAGCUUAAACCUCUUCCUAGAGGACUUGGAGCUAAAUCGCAAUCAGUCUGGUUAAAACGGGAACACACGCACGCUUUCACUGGCUGAGCACCAUGCCUUUAAACUAAACCGGUGCGUAACUGAAUAUACAUGGAUCCUGAAUCGCAGAGAGCUGCAGCCAGUGAGAUAGAGCUGCUCAGAGUCCAGCAUGCCCCCCAGGGACUCCAAGAGAGAGGAGAGACGGAGGAGCGCUUUAACUGCAGUGGAGGUGCGGAGAGAGGCCCUGGGUCUAACCACACGCUCAGGAAAUGGGCUUCCCGUCAAGUCCCAAUCCCAGCUGUCGUCCUCGCUGCAGUCACAGUUAUUAUGUUGAUCACCAUCAUCACUAUCGCUGCUUUAGCAGAACUGUUAAGAGUGGAAAAAUCCAAACCACCUGUGGCUGCUCCGGGCCCCCCUGCUGGGCCCUGCUGCCCGGACGGCUGGAUCGGGUACCGAGGGAAAUGCUAUUAUUUCUCAGAGACUGACGGGAACUGGACCUACAGCCAGAGCCAGUGCUCUGCACUCAACGCCUCCCUGGCCGCGAUCGACAGUGAGCAGGAAAAGGAUUUCCUGCUGCGCUAUAAGGGCUUCCUCGACCGUUGGAUCGGCCUCCAGAGGAAGCCAGGCCAGCCCUGGAGAUGGCCCAAUGGCACCGAAUUCGACAACCGGUUCCCGAUAAGAGGAGGCGGCGACUGUGCUUUUCUGAUUGAUGAGAACUGGUUCGGCAGCUCACGGUGCAGCACAUGGAGACGCUGGAUCUGCAGCAAAUCUGAUCCCUAUACGAUGGGGAAGAAACGUGCUGUGGAGUUAAAACUUUGAGACUCUUAGGCCUUGGCUACACUUGCAGCUGUACAGCGCUGUGAGUUAAACCCGCCUUCGUACAGCUGAGUAGGGAAAGCGCUGCAGUCUGUCCACACUGCCAGCUGCCAGCGCA
Messenger RNA from Trachemys scripta elegans, 2173 nucleotides. RefSeq names its product C-type lectin domain family 2 member D-like. Lineage: Eukaryota; Metazoa; Chordata; Testudines; Emydidae. Bases 1351 to 2058 code for a protein of 235 amino acids. The record is from RefSeq and is a predicted model, not a curated record. The transcript has 6 exons.